AUGGCAGAAAGCAUGGAGGCACAUAAGUUCAAAGUCAUCAUUGUUGGGGGGUCUAUCGCUGGGUUGACAUUAGCCCAUUCCUUGUCCAAGGCCAAUAUCGACCAUAUCGUUAUUGAAAAGCGAGCGGAAAUUGCUCCCCAGGAAGGAGCCUUUAUUGGAGUCUGGCCUAAUGGAGCACAAAUACUUGAUCAACUUGGUCUCUACAAAAGUCUGGAAAAGCUCACUGCGCCGAUAAAUCGCAUGCAUCUUUCCUUCCCUGACGACUAUUCAUUUAGCAGUUUCCUGCCUAAGGCAAUUCACGAAAGAUUCAAGUACCCCAUCGUCUCACUCGACCGACAAAAGGUUCUUGAAAUUUUAUUUCAGAACUACCCCGACAAGUCAAAUAUCAUCACCAACCAGAGGGUAUCCGAAGUGCGACUGCUGGGCGACAGUGCAAGCGUGGUGACAGAGGAUGGAAGUGUAUUCCGAGGAGACCUGAUUGUCGGUGCGGACGGUGUCCACAGUCGUAUACGCUCCGAAAUGUGGCGACUGGCAGAUGAACUAUAUCCUGGAAUGAUCACACCCCAAGAAAGGGAAACUCUUACGGUUGAGUAUGCAUGUGUCUUUGGGAUAUCGCGACCAAUACCCGGACUUCGAAGCGGAGAGCAUAUAAACCAUUACGGCGACAAGUUCUGCGUGAUUACGUUCCACGGAAAGGAUGGUCGGGUGUUUUGGUUCAUCAUUCAAAAAUUGGACCGUGUCUACACUUAUCCCAAUGCUCCUCGGUAUUCUCCCAAUGACGCAGCGGAUCUCUGUGGCAAGAUGCAAAACGUGGUAAUAUGGCGGGAUAUUACCGUGGGUGACCUCUGGAAGACCAAGGUGGUAGCGUCGAUGACGGCACUUGAGGAAGGGAUUUUUAAAACCUGGAGCUUGAAUCGGAUAGUUAUCCUUGGAGAUAGCGUACACAAGAUGACACCGAAUAUUGGACAAGGAGCAAACACAGCAAUUGAAGAUGUUGCCGUCCUCGCGUCUCUGAUAAAUCGGAUGAUUCACGCGGAUGACUUGCACAAGCCUUCGGAGAGUUGCAUCGAGACAAUGCUCCAGGAAUACAAGACUCUACGAUAUGAACCUGCGAAAAGUACCUACCAGCGGUCAAGGUUUGGAGCUCGGUUCCAUACCCGAGACAACUGGCUCAAGGCCCUGGUGGGUCGAUAUGUGUUCCAAUAUGUUGGUGGUCUCAUAGAGAACCGGACGGUCAAGACUCUGGCUGGCGGGAACACUAUUGAUUUUCUUCCACGGCCGGAGCGGCUGGAGGCUGGGAGUGUGGCACAACUUCCCAAAGGUCAAGACAGUCCUCAGCGGCAGUGGACGCUACUCUGGGUGUCUUCUCUGGCUCUAUUCUUGUUUUUCCCUUGGCUUGGAUCGUAUCUGCAUUCGACCAUCUCGUGA
This is a messenger RNA of Penicillium mononematosum, 1428 nucleotides long. RefSeq names its product FAD-dependent oxidoreductase. NCBI's taxonomy places the organism in Eukaryota, Fungi, Ascomycota, Eurotiomycetes, Eurotiales, Aspergillaceae. The record is from RefSeq and is a predicted model, not a curated record. The transcript is spliced from 4 exons. Gene Ontology annotation, molecular function: FAD binding. Bases 1 to 1428 code for a protein of 475 amino acids.